ACUAGACUCAUCGCGAGGACAUUGAAAAGGAGAGGAAGACCGAAUGAAACCGUAAACACUCCUCACCCCAAUCAUAUCCAUUUUCCAAAGAGCUUCGCAAUGAGCCCGAACAACAAGCAGGUCGUCACUGACGCUUACCAACGAAUUUUCGGUGAUUUGGAUGCCUCGGCAGUGGACGACUACAUGAGCAAGGAUUUUGUUCAGCACAAUCCAACAAUUCCUGAUGGCCCUGCGGGAGUGAAACAACUCGUACAAAAGCUUGUUUCGCAAGGAGUACAGAAACAGACGAUCGAGUUCAAACAUGUGGUUGCGGAAGGCGAUACUGUCAUUCUUCAUACACGCUACGAAAUGGCAGGGCAUGAAUGGAGAUUUAUCGAUAUCUAUCGCGUCAAGAACGACAAAUUGGUCGAGCACUGGGAUGCAAUGAUCCAAUGGCCUGAGACGCGCGCAAACAGCAAUCCGAUGUUCUAGAAUGGCCUGAUCCUGGUCAUGCUCUCUUUUCAGCCUUUCUAUAUCCCAACUCGGGUGUACUGUCGUGGACUCUACGGCGUCCUUUUGUGCCAGUGCGGUGGUUCGUUCUCGACCUAGACCUUGGAUUUAAUCCGUCAAAUGGAGGAUUUCUGUUGGAACACUGUGGCCAAGUUACAGGUAGCUGGCAAGGAGAUGCGGCAGGUGGACUGUGCUCUGUUGAGACAGUGUGGCUAAGGUCGUCCGAUCUGCUGAUGGCUAGGAUGUGGAUACUAUGUAAGGAGCUGUGCUCCUAUCGAACAUAUGUAACCUACAGAUAAUACCAACACAAUCAACCCGGUUUCUCUUCAACAGUACUAAACUGCGGUUAUAAUGAUAAUAGCAGUUUCGUCCGAAAGUGUCAGAAGACCGACGCCUCGCACGAACAAGCAACAAGCACCGUGCCUUAAGUACGGUGGGUAGGGCGACUAGGCAAAUCAAGGUCAUUA
Molecule: messenger RNA, 956 nt
Organism: Fusarium oxysporum Fo47
Lineage: Eukaryota; Fungi; Ascomycota; Sordariomycetes; Hypocreales; Nectriaceae
Product: nuclear transport factor 2 family protein
Exons: 1
Coding region: 100-471 (123 amino acids)
Biological process (GO): polyketide metabolic process
Source: RefSeq, a predicted model, not a curated record